ACACUACCCAGCAUGCAACGUAGCCAUCUUGUUUUUUUCUUCGCCCAGCGACAGAAGAAAAGUCCCAUUUCUGAGUUCCCGGUGUAACAAUCGGAAGAAUAUAUUUGACUCAACUCUUGUACGUGCGGCUAAUAAGACGUCCAACAGAUGAACGCUCGCCAAGUAGAAGGUCCCCCUCAGCAGCGGGAGGAUCCACUGCCCCCCCGCAUUAAAGAGGAAGAUGAGGAAGUGUGCAUCACUCAGGAGGAGGCUCAUCUCCCCGAGCUUCCACUGACUGUGAAGACUGAAGACAAACCACCCGAGUCCUCACACCUUCACAACAGUCCAAACGUCCGCGAGGAACAUCUUCUCCCCGAGCAGCGGGGGUGGAGCUUCAGCGUGGUGAAGGAGGAGCCACAGACCUCCAACUUUAAAGAGGAAGAGGAGGAGCACAGCAUCAGUCAGGUGGGAGAGCAUCUCCAAAGGGUUGUGAAGAGUGAAGGGGAUGAGGUCAAAGGUGAGAGAGACCACUGUGGAGGACCACCAGCGGACAUGAGCUUAGCUCCACUAUCCGAUAGUGACGAGACCACGUCUCACUCUUCUGACACUGAUGAUGAUGACGAUGACGACAGCGAUGAAGACUGUAAAGAUGCCAACACACCCUUGACAUGUUCUCACUGUGACAAAACCUUUAAAUACCCGAGUAAACUGAUAAGAGACAUGAGAACGUACACCGGAGAAAAACCCUUUUCCUGCUCAGCCUAUGGCGACUAUGUCACUCAAAGGCAACACUCGAGAGCGGACGCCGGCGGGAAACCAUACUCCUGCUCCAUCUGCCACAAGAGCUGCGCCGACCAAUCGUCGCUGGGCGUGCACAUGAGGACGCACACCGGGGAGAAACCCUUUUUAUGCACCGUCUGCGGUAAAGGUUUCGCGCAGAGCGGCAAUUUGAAAAACCACGUGAGAAUACACGCCGGAGAGAAGCCCUUCUCGUGUUUGGUCUGCGGCAAAGGUUUUGCCCAGAGCGGGAACUUGCAAAGUCACAUGAGAACGCACACCGGCCAGAAGCCCUUCUCCUGUCCCCGCUGCGACAAAAGGGUCCGCGACCGCUCGUCGCUCGCCAAACACAUGAGGACGCACACCGGGGAAAGACCCUUUUUCUGUUCCUUCUGCGACAAGAGUUUCACGCAGAGUCACCAUUUGAAGAAACACCUGAAAACACACACAGGUGAGAAAGUGUAGUGUGUGUGUGUGUGUGUGUGUGUGUGUGUGUGUGUGUGUGUGUGUGUGUGUCAGGGGUCACCAACCUUUUUGAAAGCAAGAGCUACUUCUUGGGUACUGAUUGAUGCGAAGGGCCACCAGUUUGAUACACAAUUAAAUAAAUUGCCAGAAAUAGCCAAUUUGCUCAAUUUACCUUUAACUUUAUGUUAUUUUUGUGAAGUGAAUUAUAUUUAUAUAGCGCUUUUCUCUAGUGACUCAAAGCGCUUUACAUAGUGAAAGCCAAUAUCUCAUUUUUACAUUUAAAGCAGUGUGGGUGGCACUGGGAGCAGGUGGGUAAAGUGCCUUGCCCAAGGACACAACGGCAGUGACGAGGAUGGCAGAAGCGGGAAUCGAACCUGCAACCCUGAAGUUGCUGGCACGGCCACUCUACCAACCGAGCUAUGCCGCCCAUAUUAAUAAUUUAUGAUAUUUAACACUGAUUAUCUUAAUGAUUUCUCAUAAUAAAUAUAUAUAGAAACAGAUAAAUAUCAAAAUGCAACACUUUAUGUUUAUAUUUUCUCUAAGUGCACAUUUUUCAAAUUGAACAUUCUCAAACGAUGACUUCUAAGACAGUCUUAUGAAAUCACAAUAUCCCAUUUUAACUAGCUAGCCACUAACAUUUUUUUUUUAAACAAAUCAUGAAUUACUUUGCACCAUGUUUGUACAAAUAAUAACUCAUGUAAAAAACAAAAGUCAACUCUCAAAUUUUUUAAUAAAUCAUGUGAUUCAAACAAGAAUAGCUAAAUACAUAAAUCUAUAUACAUAUUAAAAAAAAUGUGUAUUUCUGUCAUUCCGUCGUACAUUUUUUUUUUCCUUUUACGGAAGGUUUUUUGUCGAGAAUAAAUGAUAAAAAAAAAGCACCUAAUUGAAGGGUUUAAAAGAGGAGAAAACAGGAAAAAAAGGAAAUUUUAAUUUUGAAACAUAGUUUAUCUUCAAUUUCGACUCUUUAAAAGUCAAAAUUCAACUGAAAAAAAGAAGAGGAAAAACUAGCUAAUUCGAAUCUUUUUGAAAAACUUUAAAAAAUAAUUUAUGGAACAUCAUUAGUCAUUUUUACUGAUUAAGAUUAAUUUUAUAUUUUUGAUGACAUGUUUUAAAUAGGUUAAAAUCCAAUCUGCACUUUGUUAGAAUAUAUAACAAAUUGGACCAAGCUAGAUUUCUAACAAAGACAAAUCAUUAUUUCUUCGAGAUUUUCCAGAACAAAAAUUGUGCAAGAAAUUCAAAAGACUUUGAAAUAAGAUUUAAAUUUGAUUCUACAGAUUUUUUAGAUUUGCCAGAAUAUUUUUUGGGAAAUUUUAAUCAUAAUAAGUUUGAAGAAAUAUUUCACAAAUAUUGUUUGUCGAAAAACCAGAAGCAAAAAUAAAGAAUUAAAUAAAAUGUACGUAUUAUUCUUUACAAUAAAAAAAAUACGUGAACAUUGAUUUAAAUUGUCAGGAAAGAAGAGGAAGGAAUUUAAAAGGUAAAAAGGUAUAUGUGUUUAAAAAUCCUCAAAUCAUUUUUAAGGUUGUAUUUUUUCUCUAAAAUUGUCUUUCUGAAAGUUAUAAGAAUUAAAAUAAAAAAAAUAAAUGAAUUUAUUUAAACAAGUGAAGACCGAGUCUUUCAAAUAUUUUCUUGGCUUUUCAAAUUCUAUUUGAGUUUUGUCUCUCUUAAGCGAGACCAGCUUGCUAGUAAAUAAAUAACAUUUAAAAAAUCGAGGCAGCUCACUGGUAAGUGCUGCUAUUUGAGCUAUUUUUAGAACGGGCCAGCGGGCGACUCAUCUGGUCCUUACGGGCGACCUGGUGUUGGUGACCCCUGCUGUGUGGUGAGAGAUUUGCAGUUUAUUUAUUUGCAGCAGCAAAUAAACUGUCAGGACUUGAACCUCCUAACAAUAUCAGCAAACACACAUGAUAUUGUCAAAAGGAUUUGACUCACACAUGAAGAUGAAGUGCCAUCCCAUUCCUAACCUGUAGGGCUCAGUACGACCAUUACAGCUUCAACUCUUCUGGGAAGGCUGUCCACAAGGUCGCCGAGUGUCUUUAUGGCAUAUUUCCCACCACCAAAAGCGCAUUGGUAAAGUCACACGCUGAUGUUGGCGGAGAAAUCUCCGUUUCUUAUUCAUCCCAAAGGUGUUCAUGUCAGGACUCUGUGCAGGCCAGUCAAGUUCAUCCAUGUCUUUGUGGACCUUGCUUUGUGCACAGUCAUGUCGGAAGAGGAAGGGGCACGCCAAAAAACUGUUCCCACAAGGUUGGGAGCAUGGAGUUGUCCAAACUGUUGUGGUAUUCUGGGGCAUUCAAAGUUCAUUUCACUGGAACUAACUCCUGAAAAACAACCCCACAACCAUAAUUCCUCUACUGACCCCUCUCUGUCAGUUUUAAUCGGCCUACCGCUUGGUGGCUGAGUUGCUGUUGUUCCCAAACUCUUCACUUUUUCUAUAAUAAAGUUUCGGAGCGAGGAAAUUUCA
This is a messenger RNA of Nerophis ophidion (straightnose pipefish), 3676 nucleotides long. RefSeq names its product gastrula zinc finger protein XlCGF8.2DB-like. The coding region runs from base 148 to 1221 and encodes 357 amino acids. The transcript is spliced from 3 exons. Lineage: Eukaryota; Metazoa; Chordata; Actinopteri; Syngnathiformes; Syngnathidae. The record is from RefSeq and is a predicted model, not a curated record. Gene Ontology annotation, cellular component: nucleus.